AUGGACGACGAUAACGACGAUGUUGUUCAGCCUACAAAGGAGACGUUUGAUCGCGUGCUACGUGAAAGAUAUCCAUUAUGGUCGAGUUAUGUCGACCUGGAAGGCCCUAGUUCUCUCUCAAUCCAAUGUAUUGAUCUCAAACACAUACUGGGCCAAACGCCAUCAUUCCUUGGACAUGGGUUGAUUCCUGAAACUGAGUCGGCCCCGUUCAAGUGCACCGAGAGCUCAGGUGCUCUUUAUGUCAAUGGUCAUUCGACUUGGAAGACUUCCAAUGGGGACUGCCAGUUGGGGCCCAAAGAAAUACACCGUACGCGUCUACUUGCGACUCAAGCUGCGAUGAAUGUGGAGCUCUCAGAUUCUGCUCCAUUCGCAGAAUGGCCUGGCGUUCAAGGUCUCGAGGAGUACGACGAGGGUAACUACAUUGCAGUAUUGGUUCUUGCUUGGGCUUAUAUACUGAGUGCUCGAUGGUCUGAAUUGUUGAGUAAAUCUCCGGAGCACCGGUGUAUGAUUACCUUGAGGAAAGAGACUCCCCGAUGCGAGGACCCACUUUCACAUAGCAGGAUUGAAGUAGACAUCGGAGAUGAUGCCAGCGACGAUGAAGUGCAUUGGUGGAAUGCCAUUCUGUCAGCCUAUGAAGGAUAG
Messenger RNA from Aspergillus bombycis, 642 nucleotides. RefSeq lists its product as uncharacterized. The transcript has a single exon. The record is from RefSeq and is a predicted model, not a curated record. Lineage: Eukaryota; Fungi; Ascomycota; Eurotiomycetes; Eurotiales; Aspergillaceae. The coding region runs from base 1 to 642 and encodes 213 amino acids.